Messenger RNA from Desarmillaria tabescens, 893 nucleotides. RefSeq lists its product as uncharacterized. The record is from RefSeq and is a predicted model, not a curated record. The transcript is spliced from 2 exons. The coding region runs from base 223 to 732 and encodes 169 amino acids. Lineage: Eukaryota; Fungi; Basidiomycota; Agaricomycetes; Agaricales; Physalacriaceae.
UGGUGGUAUCUGGACCGGAAUGAUACCGAAUAAAUUAGCGAAGUGCUUGCCGUGUCUCGGCCGAGGAACGAGCAGCUCUUUAUGCGAGUAUUACUAUGGUAACGACAUACUCGAAGGGCGAUCCCAUCCGAUUAGGUGUUACCUCUGAAAAUAUGGUAAUGUCUCUGUAUAUCUGAAGUUGGCGGUACAUCUAUUUCACGUACGCGUCUGUAUUGUCUGUGUAUGUUUGAAGCUAUGAAUCGUAGCAAUGGCUAUGAGGGCCAGUGUCCUCAUUUUUACAUCGAAUCCACGACCCUUGAAACUUCAACCGGCACGACAUCUGUAUAUCCCAGCGCCCAGGGCGAUUUCAACGCCUCCUCCAGACUUAUGAUUCUCACCUUGAGCGCAUCAAUCUCCUCUUGCGCGUCUGCACCCCGCCUCAAUUCUGUCUUCAGCCUGAUCAGCUCAGUUUGCUGCUUCAUCAAUACGUCAUGUAGUUCCAUCUGGCGGUCUGUGUGUGCGAGUACGGGAGAUGGCGUCUCGGAUCUAUUGCCUAGCGGAGCGGGCAGCGAAUACUCCGAGCACUCUUUCUUAGGAUCGGGACCAGUUGCAGUAUCUUCCGUCUCGAUAGAACUACCGGCGGCACGUUUUUCUAUAUUCGUAAAGUUUGUAUAUGUAUUCGAAUCCUUUGCUGUGGGGGUGAGAGGCGAGAAGGAUGCAUUCGAGCGUUUUCUGACCAUCCUGUCGCGAUGAAAUGUGACACGAUAUUUGUUUCGAUGCUGUCGCCGGAGGAGUGUGUAUACGAGGGCGGCUAGGAAUAACAAGAAUACAAAAGAUCCGACUGUGGCACCAACAAUUUCGUGUGUUUUCAAUCGCAAACUAUCGGAAGACGAUGCAUUUUGACUCGCGUUCGU